AUGACCCAAUUUCAGCUUACCGUGGCCACCCGCGGGAACCACGCCGCUCUUCUCCCAGCUGUGCUCAUUGCGACUUCUCUCAACGCCGCUCGUCCCGCUCCGGUUAUCGAUAUUAAUUAUGAGGAUACCGCGGUUUUGAGCGGGGGAGACAAGGCCAUUGUCCAGCUCACUACCAGCGGAAAGUCUGAGGCCGAAUGGAUUUCCCAGCUCGAUUCCCUGGCUACCCUCGACUUCAAGGCGCUUGACCCUACCCUGCAGCGUCUUGAUACCCACCUUCUUCUCCGUUCUUUCGUCUGCGGCUACUCUCUUUCGACCCCAGACAUUGCGAUUUGGGGUGCUCUGCGAGGCAACCGUGUUGCCGUUGCUGCUUUGAAGAAGGGCUCUCUCGUCAACUUGACACGUUGGUACCGUUUCCUGGAGGAGUUGUGUCCCUGGACCGCUGGUGCUGUUGAUGCUCUGAACGCUGCCGCAAAGGAGAAGAAGAGUGCCAAGUCCAAGGAGGGUGCUAGCUACGAUAUUGCUCUGAAGAACACCGAGCAGGGAGUCGUCACUCGCUUCCCUCCCGAGCCUUCUGGAUACCUGCACAUUGGACAUGCCAAAGCUGCUCUUCUCAACGACUACUUUGCUCAUGAGAAGUACAACGGCACUCUUCUCCUGCGUUUCGACGAUACCAACCCCUCCAACGAGAAGCAGGAGUUCCAGGAUGCAAUCGUGGAAGACCUUGCUCUGAUGGGCAUCAAGCCCAACAAGGUGUCCUACACUAGCGACUACUUCGAUGAGCUCUAUUCUUAUGGUCUUGAGAUCAUUAAGGCUGGCAAGGCCUACGCCGAUGACACUGACAAGGAGACUAUGCAGGCCCAGCGUUUCGAUGGUAUCCCCAGCCAGCGCCGUGAGCUUACUCCCGAGGAGAGCUUGACUCAUUUUGAGGAGAUGAAGAAGGGCACCCCUGAGGGUCUCCGCUGGUGCAUUCGUGCCAAGAUCUCUGCGGAUGACAAGAACAAGGCUCUUCGCGACCCUGUCAUCUACCGUUGCAACCCGGCUUCUCACCACCGAACCGGCACCAAGUGGAAGAUCUACCCCACCUAUGACUUUGCGUGCCCUAUCGUCGAUUCGAUGGAGGGUGUUACCCACGCCCUGCGUACCAUCGAGUACCGUGACCGCAACCCCCAGUACCAGUGGAUGCUGGAUGCCCUCAACCUGCGCGGUGUCCAGGUCUGGGACUUUGCUCGCAUGAACUUCAUCCGCACCCUUCUGUCGAAGCGUAAGCUGACCAAGCUUGUGGAGUCUGGCGUUGUCUGGGGCUGGGACGACCCUCGAUUCCCUACUAUCCGCGGUAUCAGACGUCGCGGUAUGACCAUUCCUGCUCUCCGGGAAUUCAUCCUCAAGCAGGGUCCCUCCAAGGCCGUCACUCUCUUCGACUGGGCUCUCAUCUGGGCCACCAACAAGAAGUACAUUGACCCUGUUGCGCCCCGCCACACUGCCAUCGUGAACAAGGACGUCGUCAAGGCUAGCAUCACCAACGGCCCGGCUACCCCGUACACCGAGCAGAAGGCCAAGCACGCCAAGAAUGCUGCUGUUGGCAUGAAGACGGUUGCUUUCAGCUCCAAUGUUCUCCUUGAGCAGGAGGAUGUCAAGCUCUUCAAGCAGGACGAGGAGAUCACCCUGAUGAACUGGGGCAAUGCUUUCGUCCGCAAGAUCACCACUGAUGCUUCUGGCGUCGUCACUGCGCUUGAGCUCGAGCUGAACCCCGGCGGUGAUGUGAAGAAGACCGAGAAGAAGGUCACUUGGCUGGCCACCGAGGGGCAGGAGCUCGUCCCCGUUGAGCUGGUUGACUUCGACUACCUGCUGAACAAGGACUCUCUGUCCGAGGAUGACAAGCUGGAGGAUGUUCUCAACCUCAACACUGAGUUCCGUGAUAGUGCUGUCGCCGACGGCAACGUUUCUGAGCUCAAGGUUGGGGAUAUCAUCCAGUUCGACCGUAAGGGCUACUACCGUGUUGACCGUGCUGCUGCCCCUGGUGUUCCGGCCGUGUUCUUCAACAUUCCCACUGGCAAGCAAAAGUAG
Messenger RNA from Penicillium argentinense, 2064 nucleotides. RefSeq names its product glutamate--tRNA ligase GUS1. Lineage: Eukaryota; Fungi; Ascomycota; Eurotiomycetes; Eurotiales; Aspergillaceae. Gene Ontology annotation, cellular component: methionyl glutamyl tRNA synthetase complex; cytosol; cytoplasm. The coding region runs from base 1 to 2064 and encodes 687 amino acids. The transcript is spliced from 11 exons. Gene Ontology annotation, biological process: glutamyl-tRNA aminoacylation; translation. The record is from RefSeq and is a predicted model, not a curated record. Gene Ontology annotation, molecular function: ATP binding; glutamate-tRNA ligase activity.